UGGACCCUAUCUCUUGAGAAGUGUAAAGACAGGUGGCGUAGUUUUAGUCUGAAUCUGUAAAAAUUACUUUGUAUUCUCGUUGCAGACACAGAUUCUUUUCCGACAAAUCAUGGGAGAGAUCGAGAAGAAGAAACCACCUUCUAUGUCUGAACCAGAAAGAUCCACACCGAUUAAGACUACAAGAAGACAGUAUCGUUUCUGCAAGUCAUGUGGUGAAGGAAGUAGUUGCAGGACAGUGAGGUCAAGAACGAAGCUUAUGAACGUUUUGAUUGAACGAGGAAGGCCUCACGAGGCUCAAACCGUUUUCAAAACAUUGGCAGAGACAGGACACAGACCGUCUUUGAUCAGUUACACAACUCUUCUAGCUGCUAUGACGGUUCAGAAGCAGUAUGGUUCCAUAAGCUCUAUAGUCUCGGAGGUGGAAGAGAGCGAGACGAAACCUGACUCUAUCUUCUUCAAUGCUGUUAUUAAUGCCUUUUCGGAGUCUGGUAACAUGGAAGACGCGGUGCAGGCUCUGUUUAAAAUGAAAGAGCUUGGUUUAAACCCGACCACUAGCACUUACAACACUUUGAUCAAAGGGUAUGGGAUUUCAGACAAGCCUGAGAGAUCAUCUGAGUUGCUUGAUCUUAUGUUGGAGGAGAACAAUGUUGAUGUUAGACCUAAUAUAAGGACGUUCAAUGUGUUGGUGCAAGCGUGGUGCAAGAAGAAGAAGGUGGAGGAGGCGUGGGAAGUUGUGCAUAAGAUGGAAGAGUGUGGAGUUAGGGCGGACACGGUGACGUAUAACACGAUUGCUACUUGUUAUGUGCAGAGAGGAGAGACUGUGAGAGCUGAGAGUGAGGUGGUUGAGAAGAUGGUUAUGAAGGAGGAGGCUAAACCGAACGGAAGAACAUGUGGGAUUGUGGUUGGAGGGUACUGUAGAGAAGGGAGAGUGAGAGAUGGUUUGAGGUUUGUGCGGAGAAUGAAGGAAAUGAGAGUUGAAGCAAACCUUGUGGUCUUUAAUUCUUUGAUCAAAGGCUUCGUUGAGGUCAUGGACCGUGAUGGCAUUGAUGAGGUUCUUACCUUGAUGAAGGAGUGUAAGGUGAAGGCAGAUGUAAUCACAUACAGUACUGUGAUGAACGCUUGGAGCUCAGCUGGAUACAUGGGGAAAGCUGCACAAGUGUUUGAAGAGAUGGUUAAAGCAGGAGUCAAACCAGACGCUCACGCUUACAGCAUUUUAGCCAAAGGUUACGUUAGAGCAAAAGAGCCAAAGAAAGCUGAGGAACUUCUUGAGACUUUGAUAGUUGAAACAAGGCCAAACGUUGUGAUCUUCACCACGGUGAUCAGCGGGUGGUGUAGCAGCGGAAGUAUGGAUGAUGCAAUGAGGGUCUUCAACAAGAUGUGCAAGUUCGGUGUCUUGCCAAAUAUAAAGACAUUUGAGACAUUGAUGUGGGGUUACCUAGAGGUGAAACAACCAUGGAAAGCAGAAGAGGUUUUGCAGAUGAUGAGAGGAUUUGGUGUGAAGCCUGAGAAUUCCACCUUUGUGCUGUUAGCAGAAGCUUGGCGUGUCGCAGGACUCACUGAUGAGUCGAACAAAGCAAUCAAUGCAUUGAAAUGUAAGGACAUAGAGAUCGCAAAGUUAGAGAAGCUGUACCAGAAACAGUCAUCUAGUAGCUUUAAUCUACUGCAGAUUCCAGUCGGUAAACGAGAGCUUCCAACUGCAAAAGCUAUGAAUCUUUCUGCUUGUAAACUUGGUGCUCGAGUGCCAAUCAUAUGCCAGAAGCAGUCCCAAGCGCAGUUUGGGAUCAGUGGGCAAUUUGUACAUUCUUGUACAGUGUUCUUGAACUAAAAAACGACAAAACCGGCUUCAGCUGAACUGAAGCCAGAGAUUUGGUUUUCCAUUACCCUUCUGUUGAAAUUUCAGAGUCAAUACUUUGAGAACUCACUAUAUGUACAUUACAGCAGAAUGGUCUUGUAUAAAAGAAAUGGCAUUAUUGUACA
Capsella rubella is the source of this 1977-nucleotide messenger RNA. Its product is annotated as pentatricopeptide repeat-containing protein At5g25630. The transcript has 3 exons. The record is from RefSeq and is a predicted model, not a curated record. Lineage: Eukaryota; Viridiplantae; Streptophyta; Magnoliopsida; Brassicales; Brassicaceae. Gene Ontology annotation, molecular function: protein binding. The coding region runs from base 110 to 1825 and encodes 571 amino acids.